UCAGGGUCUCCUGUAUACUCGGUGGCCUGGAGCCCGGACUCUGAUAGGAUCCUGUACACGUCAUGCAGACUGCUGAUAAUCAGGCCCCUGCAACCCAGCGCCAAGGUCCAACAGUGGAAGUCCCAUGAUGGGACCAUUCUGAAGACGGACUGGAACUCUGCGAAUGACCUGAUACUGUCAAGUGGAGAGGACUGUAAAUACAAGGUGUGGAACAGCUAUGGUCGUCUGCUCUACACGUCCUCGUCACAUGACUACCCUGUGACCUCCAUGUCCUGGUCUCCGGAUGGGGAGGUGUUCGCAGUAGACUCCUUCAACAGCCUGCAUCUCUGUGACAAGCCCGGGUGGUCGUAUGUGUUGGAGAAGCCUAACACUGGUCAGCAGACGGCACGCAGCUCACACGGACCCUCACCAAGAGGAGGACCAUGCAGGUCGACAUGUGCAUGUUCCUGUGUGUGUGUGUGUGGGUGUGUGUGUGUGUGUGUUCCUAAACUGUCCCUCUCUCUCUCUCUCUCUCUCUCUCUAUCCAUCACCCAGGUAAGGAACGUGGUGAAUGAUGCGGGGGAUGUUCUGGAGUUCAGGGACCAGGUCACCAAAGCCUCUCCGGCCCACGGUCACCUAGUGGUCACCACCUCUCUCCAGUGCUACGCCUCCAGUGCUAAGAACUGGAACACACCUCUCAUUUUUGACCUGAAGGAGGGGACCGUCAGCCUCAUUAUACAGGCUGAGAGACACUUCCUGUUGGUGGAUGGGACGGGGGUCUAUGUGUUCUCCUACGAGGGCCGUCUCAUCUCCACGCCCAGAUUCCCCGGCAUGAGAACGGACAUCCUCAAUGCCCAGUCAGUCUCCCUUAGCAACGCCACCAUCGCCAUCCGGGACAAGAGCGAUGAGAAGGUCAUCUCUCUGUUUGGUGCCCUGACGGGGAAAGCCCUGGGUGAAGGGAAGCCCCUGACUGACAAGCUGGAUGGAGGUGGUGGAGAUAGCUGUGGCCCGUACAGCGAGAGGAAGAUCGCAGUCAUAGACAAGAACCGUGACCUGUACCUGACCGCUGUGCAUCGCAUCAACAGAGAACACAACAUCUGCAAGAUAGGUCCACACCAUGUCCUAAAUGACUCCGCUAACAUCCUGUGUGGUAUUCAGGACACACAGUUCACUGUGUGGCACUAUCCCGGUGCGGUCUUCACGGACCUGCUGGCUAAAACACUCUACAUGAAAGACGGCAGUGAGUUCAGCCGUGCGGCCCACAUCCUGAACUAUGUGGGGACCCAGGUGACGCUCGUUGGUGUACAGCAGCUUACCUACACCACUGUGCUGCAUGAGUACAGCGCCUCCUUUCGCUGGGAGGACGCACUGCGCCUUUGCCGCUUUGCCAAGGACCAGUUGCUGUGGGCGUGUCUCGCUGGCAUGGCAAUGGCCAAUAGGGAGAUGACGACAGUGGAGGUGGCCUACGCUGCCAUUGGAGAGGGCGUUGGAGCUGGCAGUAAAACAUAAGACCCAUGUGGACACAGUGCAGGCCUACAGCCUCCAAGUUCCUGCAGGACUUUAGCAAGAAAGAGACCAACAAGAGGUUCAUGCAGUACGCUGACAGGUGGAGGUGAACUGGGAAAAGAUCCAGGUUAAGGAGAGAGAAAAGGCUGCCAUCACCUCUGUCGGGAGCAGCUUGGCCUCUCGACUCUGACCCUUGACCCCACACCUCUGACCUCAUCCAGGGACCAAAUGUACAUAUUUUCAAGUCGUCAUUUAUCAAACAUGUUGAACUAGUUGACUGAUGCCAAGGCAGUGGCUGCUAAGGGAGCAACUGUGGACCAGAAGACUGCAGCGAAGGCAGCACUGGUCCACACCUGCCUUGGCUGUCAGAUGCAGACCAGAAGACAUUCAAGCAGAACUUUGAGAGCAAGCAUCCCAAGUCUCCAAUUAUCCCAAUACUGGUUGAUGUGCAGACCUAAGUGACCACACACUGAAAUGGACCUACAGCUUGGGUCAGAUUCUUCUAUCAUUCACACACAGUAGACAUAGUGUAAACCGCCAUGUUGUCAACAAAAGGCUGUCCUCAAUGCUUCAGUUGUAUUUGGUAUGGCUUAAUUUCUGGAAAUGCUGUGAUCACUCAUUGUCUUCAAUGUUGUGAUUCACAAACACACGAUUUGAAUGCUGCAACUGAGACGGCAUGAGGGACACACAGAGACCCUGUGUAUGACUGGAUAUUUGUGACAACGACCUAAAAGGGCUGCAGAAGCACACCAGCCCCCAUUUUGUUUAUUCCACAACCAAGCAUCCCUCUAGCUACCCCUUAUUCCACAGUGCCUUUUAUGCCCCAUGGUCCCUCAACAUCAGACAUUUUGGAACUCUCCAUCUUAUCUCUAUAAACCCACCCUAACUUCACCCAUUUUCUCUAUGCUGCUUCCUACAUUGGUUCUUCUCCUGAUUUGAUAACGUCUAAGUAAACAAAGUGUUGCGGUGCACUGUUUUUGUAACUUUUUUUUCACCAGUGUAAUACUGUCCUGCUUAUUUUGUGGUUCAGACUGAAUGCAGCGGUAAAUGUUCUGCUCACAACUGACAUCAGCAAUAUGGGCCUGUUACAUUGACAAGAAGGGUGUUGAUAUAGCUGCGUUCAGGCAUGGCUUCCUUGUUUUGAGUCUAUUGAGUGUGUUUCUCAUUCUGCUGGAGUUGACCUAGUAUUUUAUAAUAAACCUAUCUUACACAUUCA
Messenger RNA from Oncorhynchus mykiss (rainbow trout), 2701 nucleotides. Its product is annotated as intraflagellar transport protein 80 homolog. NCBI's taxonomy places the organism in Eukaryota, Metazoa, Chordata, Actinopteri, Salmoniformes, Salmonidae. Gene Ontology annotation, biological process: cilium assembly. The record is from RefSeq and is a predicted model, not a curated record. Gene Ontology annotation, molecular function: protein binding. Gene Ontology annotation, cellular component: intraciliary transport particle B; centrosome; cilium.